AUGAAGGUUCUAUGUGAUCAUGCUUUCUUCAAGAAGCUUUAGAUAUUCUAGGAAAGACUACUAAAUGCCUUAUUCAAAAGAUAAUAAGAUUAAAUGCUUGAAUUAAGCAUACAGCUAUCAGAAUCCGUAUAUGGACUUUAAACUAUUAACAAUGAUAGUCCAUUAGAGAAGACUGAAGCAUUUGAUAAUUACCAACAAAAAAUGAAAAACUAAAUUGAAUAAAUAGAAUUCAAGUUGACUGAUUUCCUUAUCAGAAGUUUCAAUCUUCCCAAUAAUUAAAGUAAUGAGAUAUACAAAAGUUUAAAUAAACUAAAUUAAGCUAUUAAUAUUGUAACUCAAAUUCAAUAAAAAGCUUCUAGAAAAGAAUAUGACAUUGAGAAUAUUCCAAUGUAUCUUGAUUAAAUAAAAGAGGAAAGCAAAGUUGACAAUUUUCAUUUUCAAACGAUUUCUGAGGUAGAGGAUUAUGUUUAUUAGGUAUUACACAAGCAUCGAUAGCUAAAUAAGGAUAGAAAGGAUGCAUCACUUGAGGAUUUAAUGGCUGUAACAGCAACUGAGAAUUCAUAGGAUUUGACGAAUAAGAUUAGGCAGCUCAUUUAUAUGGAUAAUCAAAGAGGGGACUACUAUAGCGAUUCCUAAUCUGACGGGAUGCCUUCAAUUAUUCAGGAAACUAAAAAUUUUGCAAAUAUGUUCUUUAAUGUAAAAGAUCUGAGCGAAUCAAUUGAUGAGCUAGACCCCAAAAAAAUAAAGAAAAUAGAGUUUAGCUAAUCAAUUAAAAAAGAAAAAUUUGAAAAAAGUCUACCAUUCACUCAUGAGAAGAUUGAUAGAGUUGUAUUUUAAGGAACUUCUAAGAACAAAGAAUUUAGCAUCGAUGAAGCAAAGAAACUUUUAAAAAAGGUCGUUAAAGAUCGUAAAGUUUCUAUAUAAUCUGAAUAAUCUUUUGAGGAUCCAGGCAUUUACACUGAUCGAAGAUAUUAAGAGCUUAGCUCUUUACCCUCAACAAUAGACGAUCAUUUUGCAAAUAUUUAGGUUGAAUUAAAGCCUUAGAAAAAUAUUAUCUCAGAUGAGCAAUCUUCCGAUUUUUAUUAUAAAGGUUCAAAAGAAAAUUUACAAGAUACUGUGAAAAGAUUUAAGCCAUCUAAUAAAAAUAGUUAGGCUCAAUCUUAAUAGAACUCUGAGUAAAGUUCAGCUAUAAAAAAACGAAAAUUGUAGCCUGAUUAAUUUAAUAUGGAGCCUUAGAAAAAAUCUGUGAGCAGACUUAAAAUUAUUGAUAAGCCUGAGGAUGAAGCACCUUAACUGCGAAGAGAUUAAUCACAGUAAAAACUUAAUUCUAAUCCAUCUCAUAUUAAUCUUGCAUUGAAACUUAGGAGUAAGAUGGAGUAACUAUAGUAAUAAGAUUUGCCUAAGCAGUAAUUGAUUUCUUAAAAUCAAUUGCCAAGCAAAUAAUAAAAUUAGGUUAUGCCUAAUAUAAAAAAUAAUGAAUUCGAGGCCUUUAUAAGGGAAGACAUAUUAGAAUAAUAAUAAAUGCAAAAGAUCAAAUAAAAAAAGAAAAAGUCCUAGGUGAAUAACUCUGUAAUAAUAUCUGAUAAAUUUAAUGUUGAUGAUGACAACAGCAUUUUCACAAAAAAUAAGAAAAACAAUGAUCAUCAUUCUAGUGGGAUUGAGGAAAAGGAAAAUCUUAAAAAGUCAAAAAGGAAAAAUUCUAGUCUCAAAAGAUAAGGCAGUCUUCCUAAAAUUGGAGGACAAAAUAUAUCUAUGAUAAACUAAGGUGUAAAUCAAUCAUUAUUAGGAGUUGAUAUGAGUUAAAUGCAUGUGAAUUAAUCUUACAUACAACCUUAAUACCCUCAAAUAUCUUAGAAAAUAAAUAAUAAGAAGUAAAUAUCAUAGAUAGGCUCAACUUAUAAUGAAUUCAUUAAUAAAUAUUUGAGCGUAGCAAAUAAUUAAAAAACUAACAAUAAAUAAAAGGAGGAUAAAUUUAAGAAUAGUUCAGAUUAGUUGAAAAGAAGUAAGUCUCAAGGAGGAUUCAAUAAUUUAUCCCAAAAUUAAAACUAGAAUUAAAUUAGCUAAGCCUAUGUGGUGAAUGGCAGUAGGAAAAAUAGUGCAUCUAAAAUAAAAGGUUCUGAUAGCAAUUAGAAGUAGAUGCAAAGAAGUAAAAGUACUAAGAAGCAUCAAAAUCCUAAUGAAUAAAAGUAAGGAUAUUAAAUAGGCUCGCUAAAUGUUAUUGGAUCUAAUGGGAGCGGGAAACUGAACAAAUAUAAAUCAGCAAAGAGACUAGUUAUACUGGAUUAAUGA
This is a messenger RNA of Stylonychia lemnae, 2289 nucleotides long. NCBI's taxonomy places the organism in Eukaryota, Ciliophora, Spirotrichea, Sporadotrichida, Oxytrichidae. The record is from the annotation of a GenBank genome assembly.